Molecule: messenger RNA, 777 nt
Organism: Tarenaya hassleriana
Lineage: Eukaryota; Viridiplantae; Streptophyta; Magnoliopsida; Brassicales; Cleomaceae
Exons: 3
Coding region: 232-411 (59 amino acids)
Source: RefSeq, a predicted model, not a curated record
CGUUGAUAGUGAUACAAUUUAUCUCUCUAUUUCGCAUUCCAGAAUCGCUUCCUUCGCCAGCGUUCUCCGCCGCCGCCGGGACUUCUUUGCAUCUUUGCUUCGCUUCGUCUCCAUUUCGGAUAAGAUUCGCGGUUCCUAGGCGCCUCUCCCUCUGGUGAGAAACCUAGGGUUUAACUCCGAGAUCACGCAGCAGUAGGGGGGGAAAUCGUAGAGGGUUGGAUUGGAAGAAGGAUGCCGCACAGGACGCGGCCAUUGGCAGGGCUCUUGAUUUUCACGGGAAUAAACAUUGUGUUGGUGGAGACGAUCACUCCAGUCUAUGACUUUGUCUGCUUCCUUCCUUACUGGGAAAGAAGGAGAGAACGAAUCCGGCAGGAGCGUGAAGCUGUUGCAUUAUCAAAGGGCACAAACUAAAGGUCAGGAACCUCUGUUCGAGCCGAGCCACUGUUGAUCGUAUUCUUACCAUUCAACGACAAGAACCAUGACUCUUCAGAGAAGUAAGCUGUUGACAUUCACUUUGUCGUGUUGCCCAUUUUGUGGUCCUUGUGUUCUUCCCAUCAUCACUCUCACGAUGAUGAUGAUGUCCGUUGGAAGGUCUUGAAACUCUCGUUUUGUCUGAUAACAACUUAGUUUGUCCGGAGAUGAACAUACACACUUUCAAAACCCGUCACUCACCACCAUGCCUGUUUACUCGAAAUCGUACAAAUUAUGGUUGUCGACUGUUUUGUUGGUGUACAGUCGCACGUGCCUUUUUAUUUAGAUUUUGUCGUGUUGUGGGUC